GUUAAAGAAUGGGCCACUCUUAGGAGCUCAGUGAAUUCAAGUGUGGCACUGUGAGAGGUUGCCACCUGUGCAAUAAGUCCAUCCGUGAAAUUUCCUUGCUACUAAAUAUUCCACAGUCAACUGUUAGUGGUAUUAUAACAAAGUGGAAGCAACGGGGAACAACAGCGACUCAGCCAUGAAGUGAGAGCGGGGUCAGCGCAUGCUGAAGCGCACAGUGCGCAGAAGUCACCAACUGUCUGCACAGACAAUAGCUAAAGACCUCCAAACUUCAUGUGGCCUUCAGAUUAGCACAACAGUGCAUAGAGAGCUUAAUGGAAUUGGUUUCCAUGGC
Staurois parvus is the source of this 331-nucleotide messenger RNA. NCBI's taxonomy places the organism in Eukaryota, Metazoa, Chordata, Amphibia, Anura, Ranidae. The record is from the annotation of a GenBank genome assembly.